Messenger RNA from Ostrea edulis (European flat oyster), 4217 nucleotides. RefSeq lists its product as uncharacterized. Gene Ontology annotation, cellular component: photoreceptor outer segment; membrane. The coding region runs from base 1388 to 2470 and encodes 360 amino acids. Gene Ontology annotation, molecular function: G protein-coupled receptor activity. The record is from RefSeq and is a predicted model, not a curated record. Gene Ontology annotation, biological process: G protein-coupled receptor signaling pathway. The transcript is spliced from 2 exons. Lineage: Eukaryota; Metazoa; Mollusca; Bivalvia; Ostreida; Ostreidae.
UGCUCUCAUCAAUUGAUUUAAUGUGCGCAUUAUAUCAAUUAUUGCUUUCUUCAAUUGAAUUAUAGAGCGCAUCAAUUCAAUUGUUGAUAGCAUCAAUUUAUUUGAAGAGAUCAUUAAUUCGAUUAAAGCACGCAUUAAUUCAGCUGAAGAAUUAAUGCUAUCAUAAAUUCAAUUAAUGCGCGCAAUAAUUCAGAAUUGAAGAUAUCAUUAAUUAUUUGAGUUUAUGUUAAUUUGGCGCUCCAUAAUGAUUUGUCCAUUAACUACUCCCACAAUCUUCAAGUGAGGACAUUCUUCACAGUGUUUGUAUGGGUAUUGAAGACGUGGCAAGGAUUUUGAUUUGCUUCAUUUUUUUAAAAGAAAAUUACACGUUUUAACAGUAAACUUAGUCAGUUUUGAGGGAAUACCGGUAUUACAAAGUGAGUACAUGGGUUGUCCAUUUAACUCUUGUUUGAAAAAAGUACAGGUUGUCAAUUGGGGGGGGGGGGGAUUUUUGCACAGAGCAUUAGGUUUGUCUAUCUACCUUCUGUCCUAGUUUUUAAGCUAGGACCUUUUAUUCAUACAAUUGCAAAAGAAAGAAUAUCGCUAGCCUUGAUGAUGGCUGAUCUAACCCUCACUAAAGUUCUACAACUCGUGGCUUAAGAAAAACACCAUACAUAAUGGGAGAAUUAAUGUGGAUUAAAAGGUGUGAUCUAGGCAUGUCUACAGUGUGAAAUUUUAUUUCAACCAGGCCUGGCAAUAAUAUUUAUAAUUCACAUCUCCACACUACCGGGCCUGGACAUAAUAAUGAGCCGUUCCUAGCAAAGAGGUCCCUUUAUAGGUAUAUUAAUUGGUGCUAAAGUGCGACUUAUAGAGAACAUCCCUCAAAAUAUUAGAGCAAGGUUGAUUCUCAUUAAAAUAUUACAGUCAAACAAAGCUGACAAACAACUCGUGGUUGGUAAUUAUGACUUUUUACUUUACGAGUAUGCAAAAUUGUCUUUUCAUUAUCAUAUUUUUUUUUUUUUUAUUUUUUUUUUAAAUGUUGGAUAAGAUGAGGGUCUUUUUUUGCUAGAAACUGCUCAAACUACCGAGACUUAUAGUUACCCUUACUGGGAAUUAUAAUUAACACCUCCAUCCAAUUCUUUAUUUACUCAAAAUAUGAUUACUGGUAGAUGGCGUACAAAAGGUUAAGCAUGUAGGCAAGUGACAGAAAAGGUUUGCCACUUGUACCAAUUGCAAGAUCAAUAUUUACCUAAUGUUUAUUAGUUAUUACUAAUAAUGAUGUUCACUUCUUGGGAAUAAUUCAUUUAGGAAGAGUUCCAACAGGGAAAGCAGUGUGUGGAAGUUCAGAGUGCUGUGCUGCGUUGAGGAUUUAUACACAUCGAUUUCACAGAAACUACCAAAGGCAAACAUGAAUGAAGUGGCAAGCCAAGGCUGUUCACAAAAUACUUCCUUAAACUGUCCCCUUCAUGAUGAACAACAGAACCAUGAUUCGAUACCUGUCAUCUUAUUAACAUUCCUCAUUGGAAUUCUGACACUUCUGUUCAACAGUGGUGUAUUAGUUCUUAUUGUCAAGGAAAAGAAGAUAAGACUUAACCCGUACCACUUCGUUGUUCUUAUGUUGUGUGUGAGUGAUUUUCUUGUAGGACUGGGGGCCACUUUGAGUAUUCUCCGCCGUACCAUUCCAGUUUUUCAGAUGAGCAAAGUUUUUGCGAUAUUCAACACUCUUUUAAUGAUAACAGGGCUCUAUCUGUCGCUCUACCACACAUUUUUGAUUAGCUUACAAAGGUUUUUUGUAAUAUGCAAAGAAAAAUGGAACUCGUAUAUUUUUUGUGAAAAUCGGAAGUACUUUGUAUGCAUCGGUGGUUCGAUCGUCAUAUUUAUAAUCAACUGUGUCCUUAUUUCGCCGCCAAUGGGUGAAUUUGGCCCACCUGUUAAUGUAAACAUAUUGUCAUUUGUCUAUAAUGGUCAUUAUGCGGUAUACUCAAUAUACAUAAGGUUUUUUACCCUGUUUCUACUAUCGUCUACAGUGAUUCUAUACCUAGUUACAAUGGCAUAUGUGCACAGAACAUACAGGAAAAUUAGUCCCAUUGUUGACUCCAACGCGUUACGUGUAAUUAAAAUCAACGUUCAAACAAUUGAGUCACAUCCCUCUGUAAAGGCAUGCACGCCACCUUCUGUACAAGAUCAAGUCAACGUCGGUCCAGGAAGAUCGCGCGUCGAACAUUCUAAUCAGAUGGAUACACUUAGACGUAAAAAGGUCGUCAGUACAUUACAGCUAGUGGGUCUGCUGAUCACGGUCCAUCUGAUUUUUACAGGACCUCUUCUUAUAACACUGUCUUGGAUUGAUACUAUAUCUUCUAGAACCAGGGGUAUAUUAUUAUGUUCCCCAAACAAAGUUUGGGAACAUAUUGUUUUUACUCUGUUUCUUAUUAUUAUUAUUAUUAUUAUUAUUAUUAUUAUUCUUUUUCUCCGGUACUUUUUUGUCCGGUAGUGUUCUCAGAAACUACAAAAGGGAUCGAUAUGAAACUUUCCAGGAUGAUAGUAUAGCGUUUGUAGAUGUGCAUAGUGAUAGUCAUUUUGUUUGCACGUGCAUGCACGCGCGCGCACGUGCAUUGCAAUUUUGGUACAAAAAAUGGAAAAUCAGAAUAUUGAAGGAAGCGAUAUAAAACCUAAAUAGGAUGAUAGUAUAUCAUUUGUACAUAUGAAAAAUAAUAGUUAUUUUGCCAGCACGCGCACGCAUGCGCGUGCACGCGCAUUACAAAAUUUGUACGCUAACUUUGGAAUCAGUCUAACUUUUUUGUUGUUCAUUGAAAUGGCUUGAAAUUCAUAUCAUAGGUAGAUAUUGAGACCCUUAACUGAUAUGCAUGGUCAAAAUUACCAAUUUGCACGCGCAUGCACGUGCGCUUCAUUUUGAUUGGAUAAUGCUAAAACGUUUGUAACUAUCUUAUUUAUAAAGCGAAUGAGAUGAUAUUCACAGCAUAUGUAGACAAUAUGUGUAUCUAUAUGUUGGUGGAACAAAAAAUGCCAACGCACACGCGCAUGCGCGUGCAACGUUUUUUAAAUGUUCAAUUUUUAAAGGACGAUAACGUUUUUGUUUUUCAUCAAAUUCUAUUCAUAUUAGGGGUUUAGAUGUAUCUUGGUACUCCUUACAAAUUGCUGUGGUUAGAAUUACUGCUCAUCACGUGCAUGCACGUGUGCUGAUUUCUGAUUGGACGAUUUUAAAAUCGCUAUAACUUCCUUAUAUUUGGUGGAAACGUUAUGAAAUUCAUACUGUGGGUAUAUGAUACAAAUGCCUGUUGAACGACAUCAACAAAAAUUCGGAAUCAUACACGCGUGCGCGUGUAUGCACGUGCAACGCUUUCUUUCAUUUCUUGGUACUGAAAUGACCAUAUUGAACGUACUACAUGUAAUUAAAGGCUAAAAUAAAAUGAUUUUUUCCUAUAGAUUCACAAGGACAUCAUUUUUUAAUUGGGGGAGGUUUGGGGAACAUCUGUAACGGUCCCCGUUACAAUUAGAACUAGUUUGGUUUGUUUUGCAUAAAUUCAAUGUUGAAUCCAUUCAUAUAUGUGUGGAAACUGGUAGAUAUCAGGGGGAUUGUCAAAUCAGCACUAUGUUGUUACAAAACAUAGACCUUUGGUAUAUCCAAGGGUCCGUGUUUCCUCGACAACUCUCCAUUUUUGUAUUCUUUUUAGGAGUUAUGAGAUUGAUCAUUGUUCGUUAUCUUCACGUUUUAUAGAUAUGCAUACCAAAUAGAAAUCGGCAGACAUUGUCCGAUUUUACUACUUUUAGAAUUGACUGAAUUUAAGUGUUCUGAAUGCGAAAGUAGUAGAUGAAUAUCAACGAAAGUGUCCAUUAUCAAACAGAGUGUCAGAUUCAGGUUAGAAUUUUAGAAUAUCUAAAAUGUUUUUGAGAUGUUGUUUCUUGUGCGUCAUAAUGUUGUGUGAUUGUUUGUUAAAUAAAGAUAGAAAAACUUUACGAGUACUGUCAGUUUGAUAUUACAUUAUGCUAUUAGAAAAAGAAGAUUUUAAGAGGGUGUCCAUUAUGAUACCAUGCAGAGGUCGGCACAUGCUAUCUCUCAGAUUUUCAUGAAACUUUGUGCACAGGUUCCUACUGACCCCAAUAUUAAAUUUGCCAAAUAGAAAGUUUCUAUUAUGUUUAGUUUGGGUUCGACAUGAAAAAAAACAAAAAAAACCAUAGAGUUAAAGUAGUGGUCAUCAUUUGAUUAUCUUUGUCAGCUG